GCAGCACAUUCAACGGUGUAUUUGAGGUUACGUACAUCGUUGCUUGUGAUAAAUAGAAAACAUCUAAUAAUAAAACAGAUAUGUAACAUCAAAAUGCAGUAUUUAUUAGAAUUUAAGUUAUUUUAAUUAUCUCGCGAGAGAUUUGUAAUAAACAUCUUGUUAUUAACGUGAAUUGAUGCGUCUGAAAUGGAGGCACCCGCAGUAGAGAGUUUACCUUAUUGUAAAGAAUUAUGGGUCUUAAUAUCGGAUACGGUAUGCCGGUGCGAGAGACAACUCGUAGAAGAUGAAAUUAAAAAGGAAACGAAACUUCUCAAAGAGGGUCUUUUAUUUUUUAAACCAUAUACAGAAGCAUCCCUGCAGAACAUACCCAAAAACGAUCCUUCGCCGCGAAUGUACGAAUUAAUUAGCAAGCUUGCUCCUCUUUUGAAUUUGGAUGCUACAAUUACCUGGGAUCUAGUUUGUAAUUUCAUAAAAUAUGAAUAUCGCAAUUGCACAGAAACAUUUGCAUCUCAACUCGUAGAUUUCACUUCGAUGAAAGCAUUGAUUGACGACAUAUGGAACUUUUACUACUCAGAAAGAAUGUCCUUGAUAAAGUGCCUUAAACUUAUGGUCGAAUAUAAAGACAACGAACAUCGUUACCAGAAGGAGUUUGCAAAAUUUUUCGAUAAUGUUUUAUUUGGAACGUUACUGGAGUCUAUCCAAAAACAAAUAGAAAUGUUGAAAACGGUGAACCCACCUGUUAGGUCGCAGUUAUGUACAGAAGAGUACUUACACAGACUAUAUAAUAGCAGUCUUAUCGAAAUGAGGGAACUGCUUCACAUAUUAACUGUCAUCAUUCACGAUAUACAUAUCGCGGAUACGGCAUUCUUGAAACUCUACGAAAGCAUCGGGGGAAAACCAAAACGCUUAGCAAGUACAAAAAGUCACGAAGAUAAGAAAGCAAUUGCCAGGAAAAUCGAAGAAAUACAUUACAGUCAAGCAGCCCUAUUUUUAGUAGCGUUAGAUGCCAGAAAACACAUCGACAUGGAAGACUGGGUACUGAGCGUGAGAAAUAGCAUGCAAGAAACUUUUGAGCACAAAUGCAUUCGCGAUAGUUCCCCCCAAGACAGUCCACUGCUUCUAUCGUGGAUGCUAGCAAAUUACGCGAUCGAUCCAGAAAAUGUCGAUACAUUGAACAGAUUCAAACCAUUUGGAAUCAAAGCCAUACAACUUAACGUCUUCCAUUAUUUGCACGACCUAAUGAAUACCGAAAUGGUCUGUGAAAAGACUCAUUAUGCCGAAGUUGUGCACAGUAGCGUGUACAAUCUCCUCACCUUGGUGUGUGCUUUCGUCGACGAAGAAAAAUUGAGCGCGCUGCAUGGUAUCUUUGAUGCCGUUGCUGCUACGAUUCAAUUUCCUAAAACGGCAGCACGGUUUUGGGAAGAACGUAACGACGGUUUAUGGUUGAUCUACAAAUUCGCAGCUGAACAAUUCCCAUACGAAUUCGAACCAUUAACAAACAUUGCAAUUGGUUUGGCGAGUGCGUCCGAGACUAGUGCCAAAACAAUCGCGGAGGAACUGGACAAUCUCCAGUCAUUGACACUGGAAGUACCUCGGCAGCGAGAUCAUAACAAAACAUUCAAACCAUACGAACAAGAAUGCACGAUUCACAAAAACUCGUACACAAUAUCGGAAAAUUGUUUCCGCGAAAACAUACGCAUACUAUCGAGUGAACGCGAAGUGGUGAUAUUUCGGCAAAAAGCGUGUUAUUGGGACGCUUUGCAUCACAAGAUAGAACAGCUUUUCUCUCAAGCAGGCGGUGGAAACACAAACAUCAACAAGAUGACUAAAAAUUUGCCCGAAAUUGUUUCACAGGGCCUGAAGUUAUUAAAGACAGUAAUUAAGUACAUAGGGAUACCGCAAAGUAUGGUCAUUCCAACGGAACUGAGCUUUGAAAUCAUCAACAGAUUUUCCUAUCCAGUGUUACCCGAGGACAAAAUGUACAUAUACAAGAUCGUAGCCGCGUGCAUCAGCAUUUCGUCCGAACUCGUCCUAGAGUAUCCCGAAGAAAUCCUUUCUCGAAUGCGCGCAGGUGUCUACCCAAGGUUCAACAACCGGUAUCAGAAGACAUUGGACUUCGCGGAAGCAGUUUCGUUCGACGGCGGUAUAAUCGCUUCCUGGUUAUCCUCCAUAGAGACGAUCGCUCAUUCUUAUCCGAUUUUGAACGCGUACUUGGACAUCCUGUCCAAAUAUUUAAUCAGGAAGUACAACGAAGAAGCUUUAUACACGGUAGAGAUACCAGGUAUGGUGUUUCUACUGCAGGGCGUUUUGCCAAAAUUGGAUUCCUGGUAUUUCAAUUCGGACGCGGAGAGGACCGACCUGUGGUUGAAGAGCAUGUUUUGUCUUCACAGAGCUCUCGAGUCUAGCUUAUCGAAAGAAGACAUACGUAACGAAUUACAACUGGUCGUCGCAUACAGUUUACUGUAUCUGGAACCGAGACACGCGUUGCUAAAAUUAAUCCGCACCGGUGAACGUACUUUGCACAAUAAAAUGAUGGCGGAGACGGAUUGGAUUCGCGGGAAAGGAUUCAAGGCGAUCAAAAGCGUACAGUUGGCUCUGUCGGUGGUGAACAGAUUGCUGAUCUUCCGAAAAUCGUUGGGUCUAGAGACUGGAAAUAGAUCACCGUUGGAAGCCGCCUUGUACUCUUCACCUCGCGUACCCAACGGUCUUUUAAUAGUACCCACGAUCGUUAAUUAUCUCUACGUCUGGUUUAGCCCGCCAUUGCAGGCGAUGGCCGUUAGACUGCUGAAAAAAUUCGCCGAAGGAUCGUCUAUGUCUCUGCUCGUUUGCAUGGGUAUGGACGGUACAGCUAUCCGAGAAACCUUUGCCUCUCGUAGAGGACUAAUGUCGCCCACUUGCGUGCCAGAUGUUAAAGUCGCCAUCCUCGAGCUAGUCGCGGUUUGCCUGGAAAAACAACCAGGCUUGACGGAAGCACUCUUCAACAUCGUGCACCCAGCGGAAUGCAAACGGAUCUUUCCACGAUCGGUGGAGGAGUUCUUCACGGAGGGAUGCAGGCAAUUUCUGGUGAAAUACAUGAAUCGAAUCUACGAAAAGGAGGACAUUGUGUGCGACAAAUUGUAUAACAGCACGAUGGCGCUGUUGCGGGCGAUGUGGUAUCACAGGAACGAAAUUCUUGUUAAUUUCUUCCGAAAACGAGAAAAAUUCUGGACUCACCUGUUUGCUCCGCUUUUCAGAGACCUGGUGCCAGGAGCGAAAGGUUACUCCCACCUGUUGGAUAUAAUUACCUUGGAGCUGUUCAAGAGCUCCGUGCUUGAGGAUGACUUCUCGAUGAACCUGAGAAAAUUUAUGGACAAGUCGAAAGAUUACUGGAAGAAACUGGCGAUCUACAUACUCGAAGAUGCGCAUCCUGAAAGCGAGAGAUCGAGUAAUUACGAGAAACAAGACACGAGUAUCAUUUAUUCGCAGUAUGAAAGUAAUUUAGAAUCAUGGUACAACUUUAUCGUCACGUUAACCGACGAAAGAAUCGCAACCAACUAUCCGGUGAACGUGAUCCAAGCGCAAUUAAUAACGCAACGUUCGUUGGAAUCGUUGCUAGAACGAGUGAAACAAUCGCACGAUCUUGGUAGCAGGAAAAUUACAAUGUUGCUAGCUUCUUUGUCCCUGCGAUGUAUUACUUCUUGGAAACAGAUGUGCGUGGACGACUCGAGAAUCUUCAAGACGGGCUUGACGCAGCUGAUGCAAGAGGUAGCCCAAGCCUAUCGCAGUUAUGGAAAAUCGUUGCGUCAGACGCUAAUGUCUUUGCUCCUCGGGUGUGUACAGUGUGUGAAGAGCACUUUGCGCGAGGAUGCGACGAGCCUCGAGUAUCUGUUAGCACAUUCUUGUACGAUCGCCGCGUGCGAAUUGGAGGAACUGAGGGAAGCAGCCGUUCAAUUCAUGAAACGAAGCCAACGGCAACCUAUCGAACGAACGGUGGACGAGAAGGGAACCAUUGGCAGCGUGACGGUGCAAAAGAACGUCGAUGAAAGCAACGCCGAAACUCUUCGUGGAAUUCGGGAGAGCUUGCCCGCCACCCUGGCCGUUUGCAUGGUCACGCAGCUGUUGCGUUCCUACGUAGAACGAAGCUCUCUAGCGAAACACUAUCGGAAGUCUGGAUGCAUGCAACUUCGACUAAUGAUACCCGAGUUGAUGACCUGCAUCGGCAUCACGCUGCAGAAGUAUCCCUAUCUAAGGUUCAGCACAGCCGCGCUGAACCUACUCAACUUAAUCAUUCGUUCGCCGUACACUCUGCACCCCAUCAACGACAAAGACAUCGCCAAUCUAUGGCUAAGCCUAAUCCCGCCCGCGGACAUCGGUAACAGCAUGUUGGACUCCCUGUACGACGACUGUACAAACGGAAAAUGGCGUUGCCAGGAUUGGUGGCCGCUGUACACCCUUGGCCUUGAAUUCCUCACUGGUCUCGUGACCAGAGAAGCGCCCACAAUGUACAUAAAGUCCAUCGUAAUGUUCCUCAACUCCCACGAGUAUCAGCUGAUGGUAGCCUCGACGUUGCUCAGACAUACAGCAGACCUACUGGCUGCAGACCUGGUGCAGUCCCUCGUCGCCCUCAUUCACAUCAUGGCCACAUCGCCAUACAUUUGGAACGCGAUAGAAAAGAACGUCUGCGAGACUCUGAUCAAAUGCAUGUACCUGGCGUACGACAACACGGUGAACUUGCUACUGCGCCCGCGGAUCCUCAAGUUCAUUAUCGACGGAAUCAGCAUGGAAAACGCCGAGGAGCUGGAAUCUUGCGACAAACGAUCGCCCAGUGGCGAACUGAGACUGCUGGUCAACAAGCUGAUCGUUAUAAACACCACCUGCGCGCUCACCUUCGUUCACUUCUCACCGAGACUGAACACCCUGGUGGACACUAUAUACACGCAAGACUUCUGGUACACGCCGAUGGCGGAGAUGAACUUUGGCCCGCCUCUGAUGAGCAUGAUCUCUGGUCCACGGUUAACCUACGGUACGAUCAUUAGCUCGACGCAGCUGUUCACGCAGGCGCUUCACUCUAGGUCUCAACCGAUGAAUUCCUCGUCAGGGUCGUUUGGUGGACAAUCAGACAAAAUGGAUUCUGCCAAGAGAGAAUGGGAGCACGCCACGCCAGAGGACAGGAGAAUGCAUUCGAGCAAAGAUUUGAGAAGGAUCAUCCACGCAGCUUCAGGGUCAGCUUCGAGGUCUAACGUGGGUGGGGAAUUUUUAGUGUACGUCAGUGGUCUUGACGUGACGGUGCCUCUACUGAGCAGCCCAAGACUCGUCAGGAGACCCUACGAUCCUCUCAUUUGCGAGAACACUAUCCUCUCGAGAGCAACGGCUUUGACCAGCGGCAGACACGUGACCAAAGGGAGCGGACCAACUACUGGAACCAAUGGUAGCAGCCCCGUCGUGGCUAAAUAUCAGAAGUUCAGUGAUCCUUGGUUCGAGUCUAUGGACGAAAACAACACGAGAUUAGCGCUCGAGAUCAAUCUCGUGUUAAUAUUGUGCCAAGCCUUGGAAGGUGUGAGGAGUCCCAGAAUCGCUCUCAGAGACCGUCAACUGAUAGCGCGCGAAACGGUGACGGAGUUGGGAGUUUUCUUCGAUUUUCUCGAACACCUAGGCACGCCUGACAAUUGGCCAGUCGAAGGAUCGUUGAUCAACGCUGGUACCAAAAGCGUGAGAACAAUCGAUCAGCCAUUUGAUCCGAAGCAAAGCAUUUUACCAGCGAGAUUGAAGGAGUCUGAACGCGGUAGAUUGGAAGAUAAAGUUUUCACUACGGGACGGUUCCCGAUCAAUAUCAGUAACGUACAAUUUUUGCCAUUAAUGGGUAAAUUGCUUAAAACCGUCGUGGAAUCUUUGGAUUUAACGCAGUACCGAUAGCGACGAUUGUAUUUCGUAAUGGAGCACAUCGUGUGUGCUUUAAAUGAAGACAAAGGAAAGGUGGAUGAGGAAACGAAACAGAAGACAAAAUUCGUUUUUCGUGCUUGGUAUCGUAUAAAGGAUAAAAAAAGUUUGAUGAAAAGAAUAAAUCGAGGGUGAUUGCCGUCGACACUAUAAAAGUGUCCAACGAACGAUAUUCGUAUCGAUCUUUAAAGACACUUGGACACUU
Molecule: messenger RNA, 6121 nt
Organism: Hylaeus volcanicus
Lineage: Eukaryota; Metazoa; Arthropoda; Insecta; Hymenoptera; Colletidae
Gene: Nup188
Product: nucleoporin Nup188
Exons: 6
Coding region: 187-5892 (1901 amino acids)
Biological process (GO): protein import into nucleus; RNA export from nucleus
Cellular component (GO): nuclear pore inner ring
Molecular function (GO): structural constituent of nuclear pore
Source: RefSeq, a predicted model, not a curated record